AUGUUUCGUAUGAUUCUACUGGCAGUUUUUCUGCAAAUGAGUGAAUGCAUUUUAACACCAGAUGGACUAAUGCAACCUCCAGGUAUGAAAAUUUUUGAGUCAACUGCAAAUUUCAAUCGAUAGAUUUUUGAAUACUCCUAGAUCAAAGUCGUAUAUCCUAUAUUGGAGUAUUUUGAGAGUUUUUGUAAGGUCAGCACAGUCAAUCAUUUCUAUGUAAGGACUGCAAAGAAGUCAAAACUAAACGGCAUCUCAAUUUUUUAGCCCCAGGUCAACUGCAGGGAAAUACCUCGACACAAAAAGAGGAAAUGUCGGCUUUUCAAGUCAUCGAACAGGCCAACAAUGCUGUUGGAAACUUACGAAGUAAGCACUGAUUUUUUUAGCUAGCAACUUAUCUUCUUUACUCUUACCGUAACCAAUCUCAUGAAUGACGACAUUCUUGUUGUUUCUUCCAAAAUAUACUUUGUGCACAAAAGUAAUUGAAAAAAAAAAAAUAAUAAAAAAAUUAAAAAAAAAAAAUAUAUAUAUAUAUAUACACUCCGUGACUGAGUUCGUAAUUUGCAGGUUUACCGUUUAUGUGAGCGUGCUCUGCGAUUAUAAAUACGGUUUUCAUUUAUUAAUUGAUUUAAUUUUUUAUACUUUUUGAGUGACGGACAGGAGCGGGCUUUUCUUGCACGAGGGAGAUAUCGAACUAACAGGCUGGCAACGGAAAAUUCUCAAGAAGCAGAACUCAGGAGGACGACAGAAGCGCGGUGCUAUGAGAAGUCUUGCUCGGCGGUGGAUGGAUUCAAGCGGGCGUCCUUUGAUUCCCUACUACAUCGAGGGCAGUGUGGGUGAGUGUGGACGCAUGAAUAGAAUGCAAAACUAUGGGUACUCUAAGUAAGCAAAUUUUCUUUCCCCAAGCCACGCGUGAUCAACCCUGAGGGACGUAGGUAGAGUUUUUAGCCAGGGAGUUAAGGGGAGGGGGAAGGGGGUUACGACAUUAGCCCAUUAAUCUAAGAUAUGAAUUAAGCAGAUCGCUCUCCACGUACCUUACACCUCGCCCCCUUUCCCUUGUUUACGCCCUUACAUUUCUCGUGUCGGAUGAAAUUAUUUUCGCCUAUUUUCAUUUAGAAAAACGGAAAGCAAUAUUAAUAUAUUAAAUUCAGAAGAGAUAAGCGCGCAAAUUAUGAUCGUUUUGGGAUGUGUGAAGACCUUACACUUUUCAUGAACUUUGACACGCAAUCUCGUCUUAACAGUAAUGGUUUUAAAACAUUAAGGUGUGGAUUUGUCUUGUUACAGCGCAUGCUCGCCGUGUUAUAGAUGCAGCCAUCAGACAAUGGAUGAGUAAAGUUCCUUGCCUGAGGUUCGUUCGAAGAACAACUCAUCGUAACUACAUCAGCUUCUUUUCUGGAGGAGGGUAAGGAAGAAACUCAAUUAUUGGGAAGGCCAGGUCGCUUAGACAACGUCAAAAGCACUGUUUGACGUCAAUUUUUCCAUCUAACAUUUGUGUUCUUUCAUUUUACAGCUGCUAUUCCAUGGUGGGACGAGUUGGAGGAGGACAAAAGAUUUCUAUUGGACGUGGCUGUGAUCACAUUGGCGUGGUCGUUCAUGAAAUUGGUGAGUGAAUAAGAAAAAAAGCUUAAGAAGUUUGAUUUAUUUGCUGCGGUAGUCUGGCAAGAUUUGAACUUCAGAAUCAAUAAAUCUUAUAUCUCAUCUUCUUUAUAAAACUAACAUUUGCUACGCAUUUUCUUUUAGGACAUGCUCUCGGGUUCUGGCACGAGCAAUCCCGUCCCGAUAGGGAUCGUUACAUCAACAUUCACUGGAAUAACAUUCCAAGCGGUAAGUGAAAUAAACCACUCGAAAGCCAUAUCAGCUUCAUCAUUUUCCCUUAAAUAACCUAAUAUAUCAAAUGAAAUAUUUAUGUAGGUAUGUAUCAUCCCUAUUAAAAGCGGAUAAAACUUUGUGAAACUUUAGUGAGCCAGAACAUGUUUCAUCGUUCUCCAAACCCAAAUUGUAAGAUUUGAAAGAUUUGGAUUGUUCAAAUUAUUAUUCAAUGUGAACCAAAGGUUUUUUGAUGAACUGAAGCUCCUAAUACUUCAACACAAUAUUUCGAAAAAGAAGUUCAGCAUACAUCGUCAAUUGUUUACACAUCAACUCAUUUUGAGUUCUAUAUUCCUCGUCCAGGAUUCCACUCCCAAUUCAGGAAGAUGUCGACAAGUGCCAUUAACUCACGUGGAGUCUCGUAUGAUUACGACAGUGUGAUGCAUUACCACUCUACCGCGUUUGGUAAUGGACGUAUAACUAUCACACGCAAAGAUGGCAGCACCAAGCUGGGAAACACUCGAGGAUUGAGCGCCAAGGAUGUUCAACAAGCGAACCUGAUGUACUGCAACGGACAACCAGUAACUUCAAAACCACCCACAGGUAUUGCUGCAUUGUUUUUUUUUUUUUUUUUUUUUUUUUUUUCCUCUGGCUAUGUUUUUAACCUGGAAAUGUUCCAGAUUCCACAAAGCAGCGAAAUUUGGGAUAUCCGGGACCCUUUAGCCAUCUGAUGCCCUCGUCAUGAUAACCAGCUUAAUGUUUCCCUCUGGUACAACUUCAUUCAAAUCAUCGGAUGUAAUGGGUACAAAAUUGGGAUUUCAUUUGGUACCUUCUUAAUUCAGAGCGUUCACUUUACAAUGUGUGAAAUCUAGACAAGUUUUGCCACUAAAGAUCUGACAAAACAAAAAACAGAAGGGCGAAGUUUCGAAAAAUCUCGGCACAGGUUCUAAUUCAGAGGGCAAACUUAAAAUCAAUAGUUCACGAUUCAAACUGCCGCAUUAAUCCUUUAACCCCAACAAGUGAUCAACAUGUAACUUCUUCCUACGAUAUAUUUACAUUAUGUUGCAUAAAGGUAUUGAGAAAACUCCAAUUUAUUAGAUAAUAAUUGUUAUCUUGAUCUGACACUAAAUUCUCAUAACUGAUUUACAAAGUAAUGUGCAGCAGCUGGAGGGGAGAAUUAACAGUCAGAUCUUGGGAAUUAAAAGGUUACAUGACUUUUCACAUCACAUUCCAAUAAAAAAAAAAUUAUAAAGUUAUAAUGUCUUGAUUCCAAUGCAUUUCCCCAACUUAUCACCCCACCAGCCUUUCCAAUAUUUUUUUUGGUACUUCCCACUAAUGUCAUUCUGCAAGUGUCUGGUAAGCUGUUGCAUCCUGCGGUCACAAAGUGAUUUGCUUUCAUCAACAGGUUGUCGAUACAAAGAUAAUAACCGCAACUGUCCAUCUUGGAAGGCCAGGGGUUACUGCACACACACAUAUCAGGCGUAUAUGAGACGAAACUGCCAAAAAAGUUGCUUCUGCGGAACAAGUGAGUUAAUUUUUUCCCUAACCUGUCCAGUUUAUCAAAUUUCACGAGUUCAGUCCGUAUGUUGCUUAUCAUUUAAUAAUCAUUACAAGUACUUUAACUGGAACAAUUUGUAAUUUUAUGCGUGUCUUUUGUGUCAAAUCAUAUCCACCUUGCUCUGAUUUUUAUAAAUUCUUUUUUAAUCUUAAGACUUAAGGAUGAUAGCAUUCAAUUGAAUGAAUGAGUGAUCAAUCUAUUUAUUGAAUUAACCGUUGAUUGUUUCCACAGACACCAACUGCGCUGACCUUCAUCAAAACUGCCCAAAUUGGAGAAGAAGAGGUUUCUGUCGUCGAAACUCACAGUACUACACCUACAUGUCAACUAAUUGUAAAAAAUCCUGUGGCUUAUGCUAAGAGCGCUUAGUUUUCAGUGCAAGAGUUGUAUUAUAAACUAGUAUUUUUUUAAAGGAAAAAUGUAAAACCGCUCUAAGCAUUUUUUUAAUCCAAUCUUAAGUUUUUAGGUGCAUUAAUAAAAUGUGUAUUCUUUAAUAAAUAGUUUCUUUUCUCUCUUUUCUUUCCAAAGUAAUAGUUAAUAAAUAUAGAUGAAUUUUUGACGCUGCAAGGAAGAAAUCAAGCAGCAGCUUGCUGGACAUUAAAGUGACGUUCUGUUUACUUGUCUUUAAAUAUAUAUAUUUAAGCAAGCGCGAGCUGAACCCGAGGCAAGUGGGCGAAUAGUGCGAGGAUAGUUUGCGGAACUGGAUGCACUCAAAUGAAAGAGUCAUUUUUUUUAACGCACAACUGAUAAAUUUCCUUCAUUUGUUUUGCGUUUUUCAGGUGAACUUAGGUAAGCGCGAGGCGCGCGUAACAGAAUCGCGCCAGCAACGCAUAUUGAUGUACGAGCGCAAGGAGUUGAGUAAUUUUUUAGGCGCCAGUCCCCUUCCGUUCUCCAACUAUAGAAGCUCUUGAAUGUUAAAUAAAUUCCCCUUGUCGUACCAUACGAUAUGAUUAGAAAACAGUAUGAAGAAUAUUUUUGUUGGGUUGUAAGGGGUCAAGGAGACUUCAGAAAAGGUCCUUGGGUUGGAAAGGUUUCAAUGUAUACAGUUGUUUUGCUGUUUCGACGUUUCGAAUCGUUUGCACGUCUGACUUAUGUCUGGGUACUCACAUGCAGUAAACGUGAUUUGUCUGUCAAAUUGACAAGUCGGGGAGUACAGUGGGGUUUAUAUAAACAUUUUUUAGACAUUUUCGAGGUUUCUCGAGCACCGAUGUUGUUAUUUUUUUAAAGAUAUUUACUUUAAAGAGGUAAAACGCGCGUUUUGUCAACAAGCGCUGUGUUACAGGAGGUUUACAAUAUGCGCCACGUGCUACCGGAUAAUAAUGACCAAGUUUGUCUUAGUCAUACACAAUGGAAUGAUGACAGAAAAGUGAGAUAUGACAGGACAGAAAAAUAUCCAACUGUGUUUUACCUGUGUAAUAAAAAUUGAAAACAAAAUCAUUUGUCACGUCUGCCACAACUUUGAUGAUAUAGUGUCUAAGAAGAUUAACGCUUGCUACAGUCUAAAGCUGACCGUUGCAUAUUAGUUAGACAUGAUAUCCUUUUGGGUUUGUGCAGCUUUGUUUGUGGUAGCACAAGUUGAGGAAUCGUCUGCAGCUCCCACAGGUAAAAUUUCGCUUUUGUACUACGCAGUUCAAAUUGCAGCCGUGUUUGAGUUUAGAGCUUCGUUUGUCUUACUCCGCGCGAAUAAAUUACCUCAGCUCUCGGGCACUCAAUCUGCCCUCAAUUAAUUUAACUUUUUGUUUUCCCAGCUUGGUCAUCUUACAGAUCGGGGAAAAAUGGCACGAAAAAAUUCAAAAUUACGCGGUGUUUAUUCUUUUACACACUGUUUUUUCCAUUCAUCAGUGGUCCUCUCCUUGAACUGCACUAGUUCCGCUAGUUCCGUUCUAGUUUUUGAAAUUUGUAUUGAACAGUCGAUAAUUUCUAUUGAAGUAUAGUGAAGAAAAUAAAACUAAUCAUCAGCUGGAUUUUUGCUAGUCUCAGAUCAGCUACAAGGAAAUUCGUCGAAAGCAAAUACCUCGACAGCAAGAGCGGAGUUCUCCGCCUCCGCCUUCCAAGCGAUCGAACAGGCCAACAAUGCAGAGGCAAACUUACGAAGUGAGCACUGAUUUUUUUCAUUAAUUUAUCAAAUUUUCAGAUUUGCUUCAUCCUUAUGCUUUAUCUAGUCUUAUGAAUGACGGCGUUAUUGUUGUGGCUUAAAAAAGUUUUCGCGUAAUACGACAGUAAAAAUCUGUGACCAUGUUCAUUACUUGUGGGUUUAAUGUUCAUGCAAGUGCACUGUGCGACUGACUCGCUUGUCAUUUAUUCAUUAAUUGUUUUUAUUAUCAUCAACAUUAUUCAAGUGUCAGACAGAAGCGGGCUUUUUUUACACGAGGGAGAUAUCGAACUAACAGAAAGCCAACGAAAAAUGAUCAAAACCCAGAUCUCUGGCGGACGACAGAAGCGCGCUACAUUAAGAAGUCUUUCUCGGCGUUGGAUGGAUUCAAGCGGUCGUCCUUUGAUUCCCUACUACAUCGAGGGCAGUGUGGGUGAGUGAGUGCUUAUAAAAAUCUACAGUAUCUAGUUUCUCUCAGCAGCAGUUUUUGCCCACGCCUGAAUAACCGCAAACCUCACUUCUGCGACACGGGCAAAGUUUCUAGAGAGGAGUAGGGCGUAGUGGGGGGGGGAGGACACUAGCGCCCUAGUAAAAUUUUCCUGAUAUGCUAGGUUAUUAUUACUGUAUUGCAUGUGGAUCGAACUGACCUUGCGUUCCUCGUAUCAGAUAAAAUAAGUUUGCGCUUUUUUUAUUUUGAAAAACGGAAAGAUAAAGGAAGCAAUAUAUAUACAUAUUCAGUGAGAAGGGAGAUCUGUUGCGCAAAUGAUGAGUGAUUUUUGCUUUAACUUUAACCCGCGAUCUCGUCUGUACAGUGAUGAUUUUGAAGCAUUAGGGUGUGGAUUUUGACUUGUUGCAGCGCAUGCCCGCGGUGUCAUAGAUCAAGCCAUGAGACACUGGAUGAGUAAAGUUCCUUGCCUGAGGUUCGUUCGAAGAACAACUCAUCGUAACUACGUCAGUUUCUUUUCUGGAGGAGGGUAAGGACGCAGUCAUUGUUUUUACGUCUACACUGUAGGCCAGGUUACCAAUACAUCUGCAGCGGGGCUCUUUGAUGUCAUCGCGCCGUCUAACAUUUGUGUUAUUUCACUUAACAGCUGCUAUUCCAUGGUGGGACGAAUUGGAGGAAGACAGAAGAUUUCCAUUGGGCGGGGCUGUAAUCAAAUUGGCGUGGUUGUUCAUGAAAUUGGUAAGUGGUUGAGGAAAAAACUAAUAAAAUUUGAAACAUUUACUGCGCAAUUCUGACAAAAAAUUGGCUCGUCAAGAUGGAGAACUUUAUUACCUUCAAGCCCUUUUUCAUAUUUACUUUUAUUCUGAUCGGAUUUUAGGAUUACUUUGGUUUUGGUUUUACGAGACUCGGAAAAAAGCGUUUUAGUGUAUCUCGGAACCAUUUGUAAGCCCUUCACGCCAAGAUCUCACUAGUGACUCUCUUUACUGUCUGCCAAACAAUUCUUAUGACGUUAGUGCGGGGAAUUUGGUAUUGGAUCAACUAGUAAUUCCCCUGAUUGAUAUUUUUCUUUAUCGUAAUAUCUUGUCUGCUUGAUUUAUUAUUGAUAUUGUGGGGAGAAAUUAUACGUUGGUCACUCAUGGGUUAACUAUGAAAACAGAUGAUGGAAAUCAUAGACAUUUUUGAGCUCGGUCAUCAAGCAGACGCUUCUUAUCACCAGCGCAUAAAUUCAUUUCUUGCUAGUAAGGACGAGGGACAAGCAGCUACUCAAUAUUAUGUUUAUAUACGAAUAACAUUUAAUUUAGAGAGUCUCUCUCACCCGAAGAAGCCUCCCAAAAAUAAUAUUUGUUUUAAUUACUUUUCAGGACAUGCUCUCGGGUUCUGGCACGAGCAAUCCCGUCCCGAUAGGGAUCGUUACGUCAACAUUCUCUGGAAUAACAUCCCAAGCGGUAAAUGAAUUAAGCCAUAUAAUCAAGUUGUCAUGCCAGUCAAUAGCGGGCAGAAACUCUGCCAAACCAGAGUAGCACAGGAAAACUAAACUAACUUUGGCGAGAAAAAAUUUCUUCAUUGUAAACUACAAACCUAAAAGAUUGGGAUUGUUUGAAUUGUUAUUCCAUAUCAAAUAAAAACCAGCAAAUGGGUAUAUAUUACCUUAUCUUGAUUCGUAUGUUUGUUCUCCAGGAGUCCGCUCCCAAUUCACGAAGAUGUCGACAAGUACCAUUAACUCGCGUGGAAUCUCGUAUGAUUACGACAGUGUGAUGCAUUACCACUCUACCGCGUUUGGUAAUGGACGUAUAACCAUCACACGCAAAGAUGGAAGCACCAGGCUGGGAAACAGUCGAGGACUGAGUUACAAGGACAUUCAACAGGCAAAAUUGAUGUACUGCCCUGGACAACCCACAAGUAGACCUGUUACUGCAAGACCAAGGCCGCCCACGGGUAACCAACACGCCUCUGUUUCCUUUUUCCCCGGCAAUUUUUUUAGCUUGAAGUUUUUCCUGAUUUUGCAAUGUCCAGUGAAAUCUGACACCUACCGGAUCCGAUCUGGUGCAUGCGUUAAAAUCACUAGCUUAGUGUUUCUCGCAUCGUCUUAACGCUGUUACCCCCAGAAGUGAUUAACAUGUAACUUCUCCCCAUAAUAUCUGUACACUAUCCAGAAAAUAAGUGAUGAGAAUACUAAAACUUAUUAGGUAGAAGCUGUUAUGUUGAUCUAAUACAAAAUUCUCAUAACUACUUUACAAGGAAAUGCUUAGCAGCUAGCGAGGAGAAUUAACAAUCAAAUCUUAGGAGUGAAAGGGUUAAAUGGGCACCUCACUGGGACUGCAGUUAGUGUCUGCUUGACACAAAGCGUCUGCUUGAUAUGGGGCUAGCCUCACAAGUUUUGCUAAAAACGAUUUUAAAUGAUGAGCAACAGCCAAAGUUCAAAAAAAUCUCGGCACAGGCUCUAUUUCAGAGGAAAAACUUCAAAGGAAUAAACAGAUCCGCAAUUCCUUUCAAAGGAAUAUUUUGAUUUAAGAACAAUUUGAACUGUCGCGUUUAGCCAAUAAUACCAUUAUGAUCCUGUGCAUUUUCCCAACUCACUCUCUCACCAGUCCUUUUUACUCACUUCCCACUCACGUCACUCUGCUUGUAUCUGUUACGUUGUUGUAUACUGCAGUCACAGAUAUUUCUAAUACUGAGAGAUCUGCUUUCAUCAACAGGUUGUCGAUACAAAGACAAUAACCGAAACUGUCCAUUUUGGAAAUCCAGGGGUUACUGCACGCACACACAUCGGACGUACAUGAGACGAAACUGCCAAAAAAGUUGCUUCUGCGGAACAAGUUAGUUUCUCUUCACAAACUGUCCAGAAUGAGACGUUAAUGAUCAUUAGUAGUAAUUUAACUGCACCACAUUGUAACUUUGUGUUUGUAUUGUUUAAAUAAUUGUAGCGACUCUGCUUUUGUUAGAAAUUUAUUCAUUUAUGAAUUUUCAUAAAAAAUAAUAAUAAUGAUAACAAUAAUAACAAUAUUCAUGAUAUUUGAUGAUUAAUUCAACGGCUUUUAAUGGUCAGGGUCAAUUAGAUGAGUUAUUUCAUGCGCUGAAAUGGUUAAUUGAUUUAUUUAUCUGUUUGUUUUCUCAGAUACCAACUGCCGUGACCUUGAGCGACACUGCCCAGCUUGGAGACAGAGAGGUUACUGUCGGCGAAACUCGCAGUACUACACCUACAUGUCAAAAAAUUGUAAAAAAUCCUGUGGCUCCUGCUAAACCAGCUUAGUCUGCGAAGCUGGAAAAAUGUGAAAUCACUCUGAGGCAAAGUUUGUUGUAGCCGCACGUUUUUCAAUGCGUUAAUAAAUUGUUUAUUCUCUAUCUGAUUUUUUCAAUAAAUAAUACCAGGGUAUUAAAGCCGGGAAGCUAUUUCAACAGUUUUCAAGUUAUUACUACAUACGCAUUAGUUUACCGAGCAGAAACUGUCUGCUUCAAGUAAACUCCUUGAGACGUGUGCGUGUCUGACGCAGGUAUGGUGACAGGUCACCCACGCUAAACGUUACCGUGAUUUGUCUGGCAAAGUAACAAGCUGGGAAACAUGGAAGGUUCAGUCAGUGAGAAUUCUUCAUUCAUUUUCUCGGGGUUCCUAGAAAAAUAAAACGUUAUUUUUUUAUGGUUAUCAUGACGAAAGCUGUUGAAUCUGGAAGUUAAUUUGGAAUAUAAAUCAAAGUCGGGGGAAAAGUGCGUUUUAGCAGACGCUGUCUUGCAGGAGUUUUCCAAUAUGCGUUACGUGCAACCAGAUCAUUAUGACCACGAUGGAUUUGAUCAGGUCAAAAGGUAAGGCAAAGUGAGAUAUGAGAGGGCAGAAAAAUAUCCAGCUGUGUUUUUUCCCACGACAUCCGCAUCAUUGAGCAAUAAAAGUGUCUACGUAAUAGGAAUUGAUGAAAACACAUUAGUCACGUCUGCCACAACUUUGAUUAUAUAAGCAGAACAAGAAAGCUUUUCUAUUACGCUUGUUGUAGACUGAAGCUGAUCCCUGGAGAUAAGUUCAACAUGAAAUUGUUGUGGAUUUGGGCAGCUUUGCUUGUGGUAGCACAAGUUGAGGAAUCAUCUGCAGCUCCCACAGGUAAAAUGCGUGUAAAAUUUCUCCUCUACACUGCGCACCUCAAACUUUAGCCACGGUUUACGUUUAGCACUUCGGUCGUUUUCCGCGCAAAAAGAUUAAACCACAGCCAUUUAUGCUCUUCCAUUUAUCCGCCUUCUUGUCAUUUUUUUUUCCAACUUCCUCGCUCCGUUUGGCUGAUGUUCUCAGUAAUGUGGAGACAUGUUCCACGUGCAAACGAUGCAGGAGCAGAAGGCUUUGUUGUGACUUUGUGCUUUUGUUAAGAUUCUACAGAUGACAUCUGCUACACUCGCAACACAACGAACGGAAAGUGCUGUGUGUUUCCAUUCACUUACAGAGGCGUGGAUUACUAUGAGUGCACAACGAAAGAUUUUGGGAGAGAAUGGUGUUCUUUAAAUGAUGUCUAUGAAACUCACAGGCAAUGGGGAUUUUGUGGUAAGUUUCGAUAAAUGCUUAAAAAUGAGCGAACAUUAGCGCGUGUAUGUCUAUUGUGAGCUACUACGAUAUCCAAUUUCUAAAAGUUUACAGACGUCACAGGCCAUGGAUGUUUCAAUCGGUCAGGAAAUGUUUGUAACUGGAAAGUAACAACAAAUAUCUGGGAAUCACCAAGAGAUAUGAGGCAACAAUUUUGGAUCAGGCGGCAUAUUAAAUCAGAAGUUAUGCGCACUUAUUGAUUAGAUUUAACAUCUCCGUGAAAUACUCCUUGUUUUUUUUGUCAAUUAUCGACUGCUGAGUUGCGAAGCUACUACAGCUCGAUAUGCCAUUAAAAUAAUCCCCAGGAUCACUUAUCAGUGGAACAAUCAAUCACUUCCACGGUCACAAAAGAAAUUUCCCUUUUGAUGACGGAUACAGUUCAAAGUGCCACAUAUUGACAAUUUCGGUCAUUGGCGUUACACUGUCUGCGUAAAUCAUGGUUUGUGCCGGCUCUCCGCAUAGGGUACACUAUGAUGACCUUGGAUAACCGCAAUAAAAGCCCACGGUUUGUCACGCUUCAGGUGUAAGGUUGGGUAGAGUGCUUGACGAGUUGGUUCGAAAUUUACAAUAACAUGAUGAAAAAAAAAAAUUGCAGCAAAAUACUCGUUCGGAAUAUUCAUAGAUUCCAAUUUUUUCUCUGCUUAGCCCUCUUACAGACCGAAACAAAUUGGCACGCGAACUUGCAAAUUUACGUGGUAGAUCCGGGGUGUUUAUUCUUCAUUUUUGUUUAUAAUCCCAACCUUUAACUGCGCUAUAAUUAGUAAACCCCUCGUUUUCUCUCACAUUUAGCACUUAUCCCUUCAAAGAUUUGUUUAUAUUAACCAAGCUAAUUUAUGUUUAUCCUAGCAAACGAGACAAUGAAGCCUGUCUUUGACACCAUUCUUGAAGCAACAGGAGAAAAUGGCAGGUCCAGAGGUAAAUUAUUUCACGUUUUUAACUAUACAGUUACCAGAUAAGUCGAGAAAAACUGGUUUCAUGCUACAGACUGUUAAGUUCAGGUACUCUCGCGAAAAACUCCACAACCGCGCACAAUAUCGCAAUAUAUAGAAUUUUAAACGCCUUUUAUGGUUGAUAUUCCUGCCCUUACUCUGAUCUUUUUUCCUGUUUAGAUGGAAAAGAAGCUUUGUUUCAAGGUGACAUAAUCAUGACCCGAGAAAUACGUGACAGCCUCAACAGUCGCGGGAUCCUGGUGCCUCCCAAGAGGAUGGCAAAACCUCAGAGCAGACGAAAGAGGGCGAUCAUGAGGGUGUCUAGAGGCAGCGACCUUCGAUGGCUUGUUGGUAGUAGUGGAAAGCGAGAAGUCCCCUAUUACAUUACAAGCUCGAACCGUGAGCAUACGUCUAACUAAUUUUAUAAUAGGUCUUUGAGUAUCUCUCUUAAUAUUUUGCUUUUGAAUAUCAUGAAAUUGUUUCUAUCGUUUCAGUGUUAGGCUUCAUCGUAGAUUUUAAAAGAAUAAUUCGAUUUUUACACCUUCAGAUAAUGUGCGUGGAGUUAUCCUGCGUGCUAUGAAGCACUGGGAGGAAAGAGUGCCUUGCCUAAAAUUCGUACAGAGGAGCAGGGAGAGUCGUUACCUUAGUUUCUUCUCCGGUGGAGGGUGAGGAGCAGAUGCUUAUAUCGUCAAAGACUAACUUAGCGACGGAGGAAUUAAUUAAGUGGCAACAUUAUAGACUUAAUACCUGCUUGCUUGCCUAACGGACUUACUGAAAGACUGACUGAAUGCCUCACUGGCUCAAUGGCUGACUGACAGACUAACAGAGUGGCUGACUCGCUGACUAACUGACUCACUUGCUCACUGACUCACGAGGUAACGGACCGACUGUCUGACCGACUGACCAACUAACCGACUGACUGACUGAUUGAUUGACCAACUCUCUGACUGACUAACUCAAUGAGUGACUCACUCACUCACUGGCUCACUGACCUACGGAGACACAAACCAAUUGACUGACCGACCCACUGACUGACCAACUAACCGACUGACUGACUGACCAACUGACUGACUAACUCAAUGAGUGACUCACUCACUCACUGGCUCACUAACUUACAGGGUAACUGACCGAUUGACUGACUGACUGACUGACUGACUGACCAACUAACCGACUGACUGACUGACUAACUCAAUGAGUGACUCACUGGCUCACUGACUAACUUACGCGCUGAAUGACGUAGUCACUAACUGACUUACUCACUAAGUUUAUUACGGACACACAUACCAUUACUUCUUUGCAGUGGAUUACAUGAAUAAUUUCUCUGAACUAUUAACCCAUCACAAUUAAUAAACACACGUUAACUGUUACUUUAUUUUGAUCUUUCAAGGUGUUAUUCUAUGGUAGGCCGACAGCCUGGCUCGGGGCCUCAGAAAAUCUCCAUUGGAAAUGGUUGUGGUUAUCUGGGUGUAGUAGUGCACGAGAUAGGUAUGGCAAAUCUUUGUAACAGUAUCUGUUUCUUCUAUAGUUGGAGCUUACGUGAGGUCAGCUUAGAGGAUAGAGCGCAGUCGAGUCUAAUUUAUUGUUUACUAAUUGUUUGUUUCAUAACAACUUCCAAUGAUUUGUUUUUUUUUCUUUGUAUCCCGCAGGACAUGCCCUCGGAUUCUGGCACGAACAAUCCCGUCCUGACAGAGACUCUUAUGUGACAAUUAACUGGCAAAACAUCCAAACGGGUAUACUUUAAAAUUUUUAUUGAUGACAACGCACCUACUUUGAUGGCUGAAGUUUAAAGUUAUAUCUUAAAAUAUGGGUAAGAUUUUUGCGUGGUUAAAAUAUUCAAUUUUUUUUUCCCGCUAAGGUAUGGCGUACAACUUUCAUAAAUAUGGAACCAAUCGGGUAGACAGUCGGGGCGUCUCGUAUGAUUACGACAGUGUUAUGCACUAUUCCUCCACGGCCUUCGCUAACCGCAGGGGAGUAAGAACUAUCGUCGGCAAGAACGGCCGCACUAACCUUGGUCAGCGGUAUGGGUUGAGUAGAUUAGACGUUGAGCAAGCCAAGAUGUUGUACUGUGGUCAGCGACCCAAGCCACAAACACCUCCGCCACCAGGUAAGUUUACCAAACAGACAGCUAUGCUUUUAAUAUUAUUAGUUAGCCAGCUAAUGUGUUAUCAAGUCUUUACCGAUUGGGUCUAGAGUUUUUUCCGUCAGGUGUCAUUCUGUCUUCCGUCAAUUAAUAGAAAGGUGUGAAAUCAGUCUUUCAAAUGAGUCACGGAGUUCACCAGUCGAUAAAUCGUUAAGACAAUCAAUCUGUCUGUCCGUCUGUCCGUCAGUUAUCUGUCUGUCUUUCUGUCUGUCUGUGUCAUUGAACCAGUAUAUUUUAGUCUGUCAGUGGGUUAUUCGCUGAGUCAAGACAUGGAUCAACGAUAAAAAAAUUCAACUUAAUGUUAUGUGAUAAAUCAGUAACUCAUUUUCGUUAACCGCGCACAUAAAAAGCUGAGGAGUUGAGCUUUUUCCCUUAUUAAGUUGAAAAUUGGCUGAAAGAAUCCCUAACCCAGGAUUUACAGUCUGAACUUUUCUAACCCACCGUUGAUUGUCGCCAUCUUUCCAUAAAUAAAAAAUUUCCGGCUGAACAACAUGUUCAGCAAUGAGACCGAUAAACGUACCGCUGGUGACUUGAAAAUAUCAAUAGUAUAUUAUACCUCCCUCGCUCUCAAGGUGACCAAAUAAGAAUUUCUCCUUACAGAAUCAAAACGUUUGCAAGUACCAAGGUGAUGAAAUUAGGUACAAUAUCACUUACGGAGGUUUUCCGAAUCAACACUAAAUUCAUAGAGCUAAUAUUUAAAAAAUGCAUGACAAAUUUAGAUAUUGUCGUUAUUUUUAUUUUGAAUUCAACGAUUUCUUUUUCAAGUUUUUUAUCUUCUAUUUUGGGACAGGUUGUUCUCCUGAUCGUCACGAUUGGUGCCCAUAUUGGGCCAGUGAAGGAUACUGCACUGAUCCACGAUAUUCCACAUACAUGAAUACAGACUGUCAGACGAGCUGCAAGAGGGGGUGCCAAAAACCUCGUGAGUAGAAAUCAGUACAGUGCUCAGGGGCGGAUACAGGGUGUUUUGAUGCGGGCAAGGGAGGGGGUCAAAGCUUUUAUUCGGAAAACAUAGGUUGUUGUUGUUGUUUUUUUUUUUUUGCAUUCUAGUCUAAAUGAGCUACGAAAUAUUUCUGAGUAGUAACUUGCGAUCCUGUCGUUGCAAGAAUUGUGGUGUCAGACAAAUAAUUAAAAUUUUGCAGGUCUUAUAAUGGGGCCUGGGCUCCAUCGACCCUCCUCUUGGAUCCAAUCAACUAGACCUUUUAGCUAGUCUCGUGUCCAGGCCUUCCAUGGCCAAGUAGUCCUACACUCCAGUUGCAGCUACACGGUAGGAUCCCCCCCACACCCACUCAUGCCUCCCUGUCGAGAUAAACAUAAUCUGGAAGUAACUGAUGAUUGGUCACGAAUCUGCGUUGCACUCUUUGUGUUUAAGGCUACAUCUUUAUGAAUUUGCAGUAAGACAUUGUGUUUCCUUUCCCGUUUACUCAGCCAUCUGCAAAGACGAACACAAAUAUUGCGCAAGUUGGAUGAAAGAGCCUGGAGAUUACUGCAAGAAGUACGAAUCAUACAUGAAAAUUUACUGCAAGAAGAGCUGUGGAAAGUGUUAAUUGAUACAAAUUUUAUUCCCAUUUCUCAUAAUCGAUCGAUGAUUAAAAUUAAUGAUUGAGUGGCAUUUCGAAAUAAAACCUUGGUGUU
Molecule: messenger RNA, 15151 nt
Organism: Pocillopora meandrina
Lineage: Eukaryota; Metazoa; Cnidaria; Anthozoa; Scleractinia; Pocilloporidae
Source: the annotation of a GenBank genome assembly